Molecule: messenger RNA, 848 nt
Organism: Cryptomeria japonica (Japanese cedar)
Lineage: Eukaryota; Viridiplantae; Streptophyta; Pinopsida; Cupressales; Cupressaceae
Exons: 1
Coding region: 76-639 (187 amino acids)
Source: RefSeq, a predicted model, not a curated record
UCCAAUUGACACUCACAAUUCAUCCUCUGUGCACCGGUGCAAAAAGAGGGGUAUUGAUUUGUGUUUGAUUGAAAGAUGGGAGGAGGCAGUCCUAGCCCGAGUCCAAGUCCAGUUGGAAGCCCACGUGGACACAAUAUUGAAGGGGAUCUUACAAACGCUUUCAACAACUGUAGAAUCCAACCUUCAGACCCUGGUUCUAGUGCCACCGCCGCUGCUGCAGCAGUUCUUACUAAUUGUGGUGAGUAUCCCCCUUUUUCUGGGUUUCGAUCUCCCCAUCUCAAGCACAAACUGAAGUGUCAUUUCAAAAUCAAGCACAGGCAUCAUGGACCUCCUAAAAUCAAGCACAGACACCAUGAGCAUAUCAAAAUCAAGCACAGACAUGGAGGAGAGAAAGAAAUGCACAGGUUCCGCCAUUGCCAUCAUAUGAAUACUGAAGCACCCCUUGGAUGUGCAUUCCUUCAUCAAGGACCUCAUCAUCAUGGUCCUCGUCCUCAUCCUCCUGGUCAUCCUCCUCAUCAUCAUAUGAGGGAGAGGAGGCACCAUGGACACUGCCGCUCACAUGGUUAUCAUCACUUUUUCACUGGCCCAAUGGGUGGCCCUGGACCUGUGCCUGUGCCUGUGCCUCCCCCUCAUAAUUAAGGUGCUGCUCUUACUACAGGGUAUAUUAUAUGAUAUGGGUAUGCUUAUCAGCAGCUUACAAUAACUGGGAACCAGGUUGGUAUGCAUAACCAACUGCUUGCUUAUUAUGUACAUGGUAGCAACUAUGAUGUUUGCCUUUGGGUUGCACUGAUUUUAUAUUAUGGUAUGCGUUAUAUGAAGAUACUACCUGGUUACAGGUCUUUUGCCAA